AUGUCGCGCGGUGGACGUGGCGGCGGCCGCGGCGGCUUUGGCGGUAACAACCCACCGCCAAUGGGCCUGACGUUCCAGGAUAUACAGGCGCUCAAUCGAGAGGAGGAUGCGCUCUAUCCACCUAUGGAAAAUGUCCCGACAUUGAGCUCGUACACUGCUGCAGAACGACGCAUCUGCGAGAUACAGAGCACUUUCACUGAACGACUUCGCAAAAGCGCGUACUGGGUCGUCGAGCCGCGAAAGGCGAGCGAUCUUGAGCACUAUUCGGACCGACAUCGACCUGAGCUCGCCGCGCAACCGACGCUCAAACGCAAAGAGUUGCAUGAGCCAUUCUUCCCUCCAGACGUGUUCGAGGGCUACUUCAAUCCGAAAAGACGGAGAUUGGCGAAGCGCGCGGCGGCAAAGAAGGUCAACAUCGACGAGCUAGCAUCCGAUGCGGAAGGCGAUGAUGACAAGUCGGGAGACGAGCGCUCAGAAGCGGGCUCGGGCGUCGAAGAGGAGGAUUACGACGUCGACGAGGAGGACGACAACGACUAUGCCGAGAACUACUUUGAUAACGGCGAAGGCGACGAUGAUGACGGGCUGGGAGACGGUCUACGAGAUGAAGGAGGUGGAGACUACGACUAG
Molecule: messenger RNA, 627 nt
Organism: Peniophora sp. CBMAI 1063
Lineage: Eukaryota; Fungi; Basidiomycota; Agaricomycetes; Russulales; Peniophoraceae
Source: the annotation of a GenBank genome assembly